Stegastes partitus (bicolor damselfish) is the source of this 4000-nucleotide messenger RNA. It is a transcript of the gene uhrf1, whose product is annotated as ubiquitin-like with PHD and ring finger domains 1. The record is from RefSeq and is a predicted model, not a curated record. Bases 114 to 2447 code for a protein of 777 amino acids. Gene Ontology annotation, molecular function: ubiquitin protein ligase activity; protein binding. The transcript is spliced from 18 exons. Gene Ontology annotation, biological process: negative regulation of gene expression via chromosomal CpG island methylation; protein ubiquitination. Lineage: Eukaryota; Metazoa; Chordata; Actinopteri; Pomacentridae.
GUAUUAGUUGGUCGUGCCAACCCUGCAAAGAAGUUAUUUGGGGAAAACGUGCACGUUAUUCCUUCAACGUCAAUUUCUUUCUUCCACUUGGACGAACAAACAGGGCAGCUGCAAUGUGGAUUCAAGUGCGCACAAUGGAUGGGAAGGAAACCCAUCGGGUGGAUUCCCUGUCCAAACUCACCAAGGUGGACGAGCUUCGUGUCAAAAUCGCGGAGCUUUUCAAGGUGGAGCCCGAGAGGCAGAGGCUCUUCUACCGUGGCAAGCAGAUGGAGGACGGCCAUACCAUUUUUGACUAUAACGUGGGUCUAAACGACAUAGUGCAGCUGCUGGUCAGGCAGAAGAUGGCCCCCGUCGAUGUCGUCAAAAGCAAGGACAAAGAAGCCGAGCUGUCGGACUCUGAUUCUGGCUGUGGUUCAACCCAAAGCGAGUCAGACAAGAGCUCAACUCACGGUGAGGUAGAGGGUCAGACCGCCGGCACCUCUGCCCAGGCAAACACUCCAGAACUCAUCGAUCCUGGAUUCGGAUUUUACAAGAUCAACGAGCUGGUGGAUGCGAGAGAUUUAAACAUGGGCGCGUGGUUUGAGGCCCAGGUCGUCAACGUUACGAAGACCCCAAAGACCCCUAAAGAAGAGGCCGCGGAGGCCCAGCCGGCAGAGGAGGAGAUACUGUACCACGUUAAAUAUGAAGACUACCCAGAGAACGGAGUGAUUCAGCUGCUGGCCAAGGAUGUGCGUCCUCGAGCCCGUACAGUUUACCAGUGGCACCAACUGGAACCAGGGAUGAUCGUAAUGCUUAACUACAACCCAGAUGAGCCCAAGGAUCGUGGCUACUGGUACGAUGCUGAGAUCCAGAGGAAGCGGGAGACGCGCACCCAGCGAGAGAUCUAUGCCAAGAUUAUCCUUGGUGAGGCUGGUGACUCUCUUAAUGACUGCCGGAUCAUGUUUCUGACUGAAAUCUACAAAAUUGAGGAGGCUGGUUCUUUGGGCGAUGCCCCAGCUGGAUCAGAGAGUCCACUAAAAAGAUCUAAUGGACCCGAGUGCAAGCGCUGCAAGGAUGACCCCAAUAAAAACUGUCAGUGGUGUAACUGCCACAUCUGUGGCAUCAAGCAGGAUCCUGACAAACAGCUGCUGUGUGAUGAAUGUGACAUGGCCUUUCACACCUACUGUCUGAACCCUCCCCUCACAUCCAUCCCUGAAGACGAGGACUGGUAUUGCCCAGGUUGCCGCAAUGACACCAGUGAGGUUGUGCGCGCUGGAGAGAAGCUAAAGGAGAGCAAGAAGAAAGCUAAGAUGGCUUCUGCCAGCUCCUCCAGCCAGAGGGACUGGGGCAAGGGAAUGGCCUGUGUUGGUCGAACCAAGCAGUGCACCAUUGUUCCAUCCAACCACUACGGCCCGAUCCCCGGCAUCCCUGUCGGCUCCCUUUGGAAGUUCAGAGUGCAGGUCAGUGAGUCUGGAGUCCACAGGCCUCAUGUGGCUGGAAUUCAUGGCAGGAGCAACGAUGGUGCCUACUCUCUGGUCCUGGCAGGAGGCUAUGAGGAUGAUGUGGAUGAUGGUAAUGAGUUCACUUACACCGGCUCUGGAGGCCGAGAUCUAUCUGGAAACAAGAGGACUGCUGAGCAAUCCUGUGAUCAGACGCUGACCCACAUGAACCGGGCGCUGGCUCUCAACUGCAACGUCCCCGUCAACGACAAAAAUGGAGCAGAGUCCAAGAACUGGAAGGAGGGCAAAUCAGUUAGAGUUGUGCGCAGCUGCAAAGGACGCAAGCACAGUAAAUUCUGCCCCGAGGAAGGAAACCGAUAUGAUGGGAUAUAUAAGGUGGUGAAGUACUGGCCGGACAAGGGCAAGUCUGGAUUCUUAGUCUGGCGGUAUCUGCUGAAGCGUGAUGACGACGAGCCGGCACCGUGGACCAGAGACGGCAAAGAACGCAUCAAGAAGCUUGGUCUCGCCAUGCAGUAUCCUGCCGGCUAUCAGAAAGAGAAAGAGAACAAAAACGAAGUGGAGGAGGAAGCGACACCCAGCAAAGCAAAGAGGAAGAGAAAAUCUCAGGCCAGCGAAACCUCCAAGACCUCACCAGGAAAAACUCCCAAGAAAAUCAAGGUGGAGGUGUACAAGCUUUCCCAGGAGCAGAAAUCCCUCAUCAAGAACGACAAGCCAAACAAGAAGCUGUGGGAUGAAGCCAUGGAGUCCUUGUCACUUGGGCCGAAAUUCUUGAGCAAAGUGGAAGAAGUUUUCCUCUGCAUUUGCUGCCAAGAAGUGGUCUAUCAGCCCAUCACCACAGAGUGCCAACACAAUGUCUGCAGGGAAUGCCUCCAGCGGUCCUUCAAAGCAGAGGUGUACACCUGCCCGGCCUGCAGACACGACCUGGGCAAGAACUACUCCAUGUCUGUCAACAAAUCUCUGCAAGCCAUUCUAAAUCAGUUUUUCCCAGGGUACAGCAACGGGCGAUGAUCAUUGGUUCUGCCUACUCAGCCCUCGAGGAAACGCGAUGUAAACUUUAAGGGGCAUUUUCAGUAGAGGCAAUAAAGAAUCAGUUUCUCUUAAUAUAUUUUCUAUGAUUAUAAAACUACAAUAUUUGUGGACUUCAAUGCUACCAUUGUCACCUUGGAUCUGCCAUGAUGUGGUGUUAAUGAGAAAUUGAAGAUUCCUUUUGUAACUGGCUGUACUCCAUUAAUACCUUCAUCCUUAAAUUUUGUUUUUUGUUUUUUUGUUUUUUUUUUACUCCCAGCGUUUCGUUAUGUUUCCUUAACUAAUGCUAAUGUUAUCCAUAUUGUAAAAUUGUCACUUUUAACUAAAUCCCUAUGUGUUUAGCACUCGUUAAGAGAACGUUGAGCCGUUUUCCCAACUUGUUUGGAGAUGCUUUUGUAGAAGGCUAUUAUUAGUGUUGCCGUUAGGUUGGCUGUGGUUGGUUAUCAUUUUAGUGCUUUUGUUUGUUUGUUUGUUUGUUUUAAAAGCUGAUCAUGCAGUUGAAAUUUUAAUUGGUUUUCUUUAGUUUGUUCUGGCAUGAUUAGAUGGUGAGAAGUACUCUAACAUGACAGGUGAACAGAAAGGCUUUCAGAACCAACAGCUGCUCCAAAAACAUACAAGCACAAACUGAAUCAGAAGGUGUUUUUUUUUUGUUUGUUUGUUUCCUUGCACUUGAACAGAGAAAAAGUGUCUUGAAACUGUGUCAUCAAACUUUGUUGGAUUUUCUAACUUGUGUACUGGUUCCGUAAAUAUUUUCCUACAGGAAUCCUUUGUAAUUGUACAUGAAGUUUCCGAAAGUCUGCCUAAAGUUGAAAUGAAUUGGACGAAACCUCGAAAACCAAACGUGAUAGAAUUCUACAGACAUUUUAUUCUGAGGCAUGCAUUUGGAUUUCCCUCGUUUUUGAAAAGAUUUGCUUCGAUAAAGUCCAAAGAAACGACAGUUCUUAACCAAGAGUGUAACGUAGAACUCCCAUCUAUCUAGCUCUCUAGAUGUUGUCCCUGACACUCAAACCUAACUGAGUCUAGAAACUUGAUUUGUAUUUUUGAUAAAGUUGAAAUGUGUACUUUUUCAUCUUUUAAUCUAUUACUGCCAUCUGUGUGUGGGGGGGUGUUCAGUCAGUCUUUUGUGUCUCCAGUGGUCGCUCGUGAUACCCGACCUCAUUUAGGAACAAGAAAUGCUCGCAUUUACCGUCAAGGAAAUUCAACACUCUGCUCCUGAAAUAUAAUAUGAUAGCAAUUUGACUAAAUUGAAUUUAUUUACUACUUCUGCCGUUGCCUUUGUUUUUUUGUUUUUUUUUUAAAUAAAUGUUUAGUGUUGAAUUUCAAAGAGCAGUUUGUCAAUAUGCCAGCAGUUCACGUUUUGAUGGAGAGACAAAUAUUUGCAUAGACUGGGAAAUGUAUAUUUUCUGAAAUUGUAUAAUUUUUAGUCCAUUUUAGUUUUGAUAUGUAGUUUUAGGAUUGCUUGCACACGUUUCGUGCAAAAUUUUGUCAAUACAUUUUCAGUGUUACUCAAUAAAUAAUAAAAAAGUGGAAAGUGA